AUGUGGAGACAAAAAUUGCUUCUCAGUGUUAGGUUAUGUAGCAAUCUUUGUAUGAACAAAGUGUCUGAAAUUCCACGCCAUCGUGAUUGUUUACAGUUAUGGAACGAAAUUAAAGAACAGCAAGUUAACCUUUACUUGUCACCACGUGUUGAGAAAGUCAUAGUUACAUAUCGUGGAUUUUUAGGGGAAUCAACUUUGGAAAUGACUAAAGGUAUAUCAACACCUCUAGAUUGUGCAAAGCAUUUGUCUGAGAUCUUGGUCAAAGAAAGUGUUAUUGCUAUGGUUAACAAUAAUCCAUGGGAUAUGAACCGGCCACUGUCAUGUGAUUGCUCACUUGAUUUUGUGCAAUUCAAGGGUCCUCAUUACGAUCCGACGGUUGCAAAUAACGCAUUUUGGCAAUCAUGUACACUCCUUCUAGCCGCCACUUUAGAAACAGCUUUUCAUCAAAAACAUAAUGUUCGUGUAAUCAAUCUCCCUUUACUUAACCCAAAAAGUGGUGGAUUCGUAUGUGAUAUUUCAUUUAAUCCUGGACAUCAAUCUUUAGAGAAUUGGACGCCUUCACCUCAAGAAUUAUAUGCAUUAAAUACACAUAUUCAACGGAUGGCUGCGGACGACUUAAGUUUUGAACCUUUAGAUGUAUCACUUCACAGUGAACUACUUCAGAAGUUAUUUGCUGACAAUCCGUUAAGAUCACAACAAAUUAGUCAUGUAUUCAACGAACAUCAAGACAAUAGUAAUGCACUACAACUUGACUUAUCUUCAAACAAGGAUAGAUUUACAGAAAGGUCCACCCUACCUGUAUACCGAGUGGGGGAAUUUGUUGAGUGUUUCACUAAUGGCCCAUUAAUCCGAUCAACUGGCCUUAUUGGAAAAAUAUCCAUCAGUUCAUUUUCCCGAAUAGGUCAUCUUCGAGGAUCUUCAAGUAACGUUGUCUAUCGUGUUCAAGGUGUGGCUAUUCCAUCUGCAUUCCUUACACAUUUCACGACAUUUCAUCGUCUUAUGGAAUGGUCUAAAUUACCGAAUUCAGAAGUCGACAUUUAUCCAGAUUACGUGGAACCUUUACCAUGA
Messenger RNA from Schistosoma margrebowiei, 1068 nucleotides. The record is from the annotation of a GenBank genome assembly. Lineage: Eukaryota; Metazoa; Platyhelminthes; Trematoda; Strigeidida; Schistosomatidae.